AGAAAUCGGCGACCUACAAGUGCCAGGUUAUGAACUCGGCCGGCAUGUCGGAGGUUGAGAGCCGCGUGGACGUGGUGGGCGGCCAGGGCGUGCCCGAGUGCCCCGCGUCGCGCGCGGCCGGGGUGGAGUGGGCGACCACGCCGGUGGACCGCGAGGCGCUCCUGGAGUGCUCCGUGCUGCUGGGCUACACGGGCGGGCUGGCGCGCCGCCAGUGUGUGCUGCGCGGCCGCGACCAGGACGAGGACCAGCAGGACCUGGGCCAGGACUUGGGCCAGGACCUCGCCGCCGAGUGGGAGGAGCCCGACUUCCACGAGUGCGUGCAGGAGGAGUUCGCCGCCAUCAGAGACAACUUCGCGCGGCUGACGCUGGGCUACGCCAACACCACGGCGCUCAAGACCCUGGAGGCGGUGCGGCGGUGGCUGGAGGCGCGCGCCGACGGCCGCGAGGAGGGCGUGGCGGAGGGCGGCCAGGGCCCGGCGGGGCUGCGCCCGCGCGAGGGCGAGCCCAUCCUGGCCCUGGCCGUGGACGUGGCGGCGUACCAGCGCAAGGUCCUGGGCGCACGACAGCUGCUGCAGCUCCGCGAGGAGCUGUUCAAGAUCGUGGACCUGCUGCUGCAGAGCGAGCCGGAGGGUCCUCAUCGCAGCCGCGCCGUGCAAGACAACAUGGCCAUCGAGGAGGUGCAGGCGCUGGUUCGCGAGCAGGCUCUGUUGUGGGCCUCGUCGCUACCCUCCCCGCUGUCGUCGGCGUCCUCCUCAGUGUCAUCGUCCGCCCGCAGCGCCGCCGCCCCGCCGACCGACGCGGCCGCCGCGCCGCCCCACGCCAGCCCCGCCUACUCGCAGAUGGACGUGCACGUGGUGGGCGCCAACGACCUGGACGAGGCGGGCCGCGCUGGUGGCGCGCAGGGCUUCCCGCUGCCAGACUGGGUGGGCCCCCCGGGCUCGCGCCUCCGGCUGCACGUGUCGAAAGCCCUGGCGCAGCGGUCCGUCGUGGCCGCCGUGGUCGCCUUCAAGUCCCUCCACAAGCUGCUCCCCGAGCGCAGCGUGGCCAUGAUGUCGGACAGCACCGAGCUGGAAUACGAGCUGGCCUCCUCCCUCGUGUCCGUCUCGCUGGGCUCGGAGGCAGGCGACAUCAUCAACGACGUCGGCGACGCCAAAGACUUCUCCGCGGAUGUCGUGUUUCUGGUGACGGUGCCGGGGGAUCCGGACGACUCCAGCUCCGCCUACCUGUGGCCGCGGUGGGCGGUAAACUGCGCCGUGGCGGACAUCGCGCGCGGCGUGACCACGCCGGGGAAGCUGCCCUGGAACACGUCGGCCUGCUCCACCUUGGGCGAGGACUGGGACCCCCACGACCUGCGGCCGGGCAGCUUCAACCUGCGCUGCAACUGCACCCUGCCGGGCACCAUGGCCGUGCUGCUGAGCUCCAACACGUCCGAGAGCGCCGUGCCGCUGGGCCCGCGGCCGCCGGUGGCCCUCGUUUCCGGGCUGGCGCUGUGCGCGCUGCAGGCGGCGACCACCACGCUAGCGCUGCUGCCCCGCUGGCUGGGGCGGCCCUCCUGCAUGGUGUUCCUCAAGCUGCAGAGCGCCGCGGCCACCUCGGCCUCGGCGGGCAUCUUCCUCGCCGGUCUGAGCCACGCCGCGAGCAGCGGCUCCGGCCCCUCUGGCCCCGGGCUGGUCGCCGCGCUGCACUGCUGCCUGCUGACGGCGCUGGCCGCGCACCUCGGCAAGCUGCUGCUGCUCUACACGGAGCUGGUGGGCGUGCGGCCGCUGCCCCACCUGCGCCAGAGCCUGCUGGCCAUGGUGGCGGGCGCGCCGCUGGUGGGCGUGCUGUGCGGGCUGGUGGCCGCCCGCUCCACGCUGUCGCCCGCCCGCCUCCGGGCCACCCUGGGCGCCGGCUGGGCCUACUCGCCGUGGGGCUGGGCGCCCUGGGCGCCGUGGGGCAGCCGCCUGUGCUCCGUCCUGGUCGCCACCGCCGCCGUCAUCCUGGUGGCGUUCGGCGCGCUCCUCUGCGCCGUGGUGGUCCGCCUCGCCACCGCCCGCCCACGUCGCAGCCCGACCAAGGCCGCCAAGGCUAAGGCUCACCAGGAGGACAAGAUCGACGUGGCCGUGUUGCGGAGGUGGGGGCUGGUGAAGCGGGCGUGCUGCAUCGUGCUGUGUCAGGUGUGCGUGGUCGCACUCAGCAUCGCCUACGUCAGCGUCAAGUCCUCUGUCGUCUGCUUUGCCUUCAGUGCGGCUGCCGCAACACUGGGCGCUGUGACAUUAUUCUGCUACAUCGUCAAGCCGGAGGACUCUGAGACGGGCUCGAAGAAGCUGUGCGGGGGAAGUGUCUCGUCUGCCAGGACGCCGACCGACGCUUCGACCGACCCCAGCCAGACGGAACCCUUAACAUCCUGCGCCGCCAGCCCGCACUCCUUGUGGCUCUGCUUGAGGCGCUCCCUGCGCGCGUCCGCCACGGCCCUCUACAACAUGUGCUCGAACGCGCGGACUUACCAGCUGGUGCCCUCCCGGCCAUCCGGCCCAGAGACCCCGACCCCCGCCAGGCUGGGCGUAGAGUCCCUCUGCCCCUUCAUCGUUUUCACGAAGCAGGACGCGGAGCUGGAAAGUGACGCGGCCGCAGUGGCGCCCGAUGCGCCCGUCGUGGAAAAGGAGGGCGAGAAGUUGGCGACCUCCAACGGGAAGCACGUCAAGUCAUCCACCAGUCCUAGCAAGACCCUCCCCGCGGGCUCGGGGAGCGACGCGUGCACGUGCCACGUGUACUGCACGUCCUGCUCGUGCACGUGCAAGGCCGGCUACCACGCGGCGGCGUGCGCGCCGCUCAGCCCGGCGCGCUACGUGCCGAUGUGCCCCGUGGCCGUGCACGUUCCCGUGCACAUCCCCGUCCCCGUGGUGGGAGCGCCGCCCGGAUCAGUGCUGGGCGUGGGCAAGGAGGCCUCCCUGCUCGUGGCUCCGCCCCACGAAGCUGACGCCUUCCCCCUCCAGGACAUGGCGCAGCGCUCGCCUAACAAGUACCUGUACAUGCGGUGCCGGCCGUACCGCGCCGAGGACAGCGACGAGUACGUGCACCACGACGGCGAGGAGGCCCGGGGCCGGGAGGAGGUGGCCCCCAAGUACGCGAGGACUCUGUACCACAACGACUGGCCGGCGAUGGCGCCCCGGCCCGGCUGCCCCGUGCUUCUCCCGGACCAGCCCCUCCGGCCGGAGCCUGUCCCGUGCUACAUCCGGGGCGAGCCCGGCGUCCCCGUCGUCGCGUCGCCGACGAGGAGGGCGCCGCCGCCGCCGCCAACGGGACCCUGUCCCCGCGGCGCGGUGCUGACGUGCAAGGCGGACGUGGAGCCCGUGCCGCGGCCGUCCCCGCCGCCAGCGCCUCCGAGGGCGCCGACCACCGUCGUCACGCCGCCCGAGGACUCCCUCGACGAGGACGUUCUCAACAAAAUCUCUCAUGACCUUGACUACCUCUUGAGUGGCGACGCCACCCCCGCACCUCCUAGCGGGGACGCGCCCUCAGCCAUUGCUAAGUCUGCGUUACCGCAACCCUAGGGGCUGCCUUGAAAUGUUGUAAUGUUACCGUGUAUCAUCCAUAUCAUAUAUGGGUUCCACAUCAGAGUUUGUUUUGUGCAGUGAUGGUAGCCAUACAUCAACUCUGUGCCUCGUAUUUAAUUCUUAAAUGUGUUUAUAAUACUUCAUGUGAUUGUACAUAUUUUGACUAUAAUAUGGCUACAAUGAUAAUAGGUUAAUUGAAAAGACUUUCUAAUAAAAUAGAUCUCUGUAUAAGUACGUAAAGAGCUGUGCAACCUAGUACGUCCUCAUACCCAAACAGUCUGAAGGAAAAAUAGUACAGGUUUAGUCAUUUCAAUGGGAAAUCAAAGUUUUAUUCAACAAAUAAAAAAAGGGAUACACUUACUGACAUUGAGCUCCUUAAAACUUUAUCUCACCGACACUAUGUGAACUUAGAAUUUAUUUUAUUUUAUUUCCAACAGUACACCAAUGAUUUUUAAAAAUUUCAUUCCGGUCUUAGUUAAACAUUGUCAGUUUUUUGUGUUUUAAAAAAUAAACCUACUGUAUACUGAAACCAAAGCUCUUAAUAUGAAAAGACUGAAGUUAAAAAAUUAUAACUUUAACAGCUCUCUUCUCUUGGACGUGAACACAUUCAGUCUAUUAGACCAAUCCUGUAAAAAUAAAACUUGUGAGCGAUGAUAAAGAAAAGGCAGGUUGUCAAAAUAUACUUACAAAAAAUAAUCUUGGACAAAGACUAGGAAUUUAUAUUUUGAAAUAUCAAGAGAAUUCUUCAAAAUAGUCAUUGUAUCAAAUUCUGUGACUUCCUUAAAUAAACAAGGCUGAAAAGUA
Molecule: messenger RNA, 4340 nt
Organism: Frankliniella occidentalis (western flower thrips)
Lineage: Eukaryota; Metazoa; Arthropoda; Insecta; Thysanoptera; Thripidae
Exons: 12
Coding region: 30-3533 (1167 amino acids)
Source: RefSeq, a predicted model, not a curated record